Trichechus manatus latirostris (Florida manatee) is the source of this 1500-nucleotide messenger RNA. It is a transcript of the gene WFIKKN1, whose product is annotated as WAP, follistatin/kazal, immunoglobulin, kunitz and netrin domain containing 1. The coding region runs from base 1 to 1500 and encodes 499 amino acids. The transcript is spliced from 3 exons. The record is from RefSeq and is a predicted model, not a curated record. Lineage: Eukaryota; Metazoa; Chordata; Mammalia; Sirenia; Trichechidae. Gene Ontology annotation, biological process: transforming growth factor beta receptor signaling pathway. Gene Ontology annotation, cellular component: extracellular region. Gene Ontology annotation, molecular function: serine-type endopeptidase inhibitor activity; transforming growth factor beta binding; receptor antagonist activity.
AUGCCGGCCACACUGCCGCUCCUGCCACUCCUGACGGUGCUCGCCGCCGCCGCCGCCGCCGCCGCCGCCAACGCCGGGCUGGUCGCUGGGGCAAGCCUGCCGCCGCCACCGGAGCCCGGGAGCCACCCAGGCGUGUGCCCCAACCAGCUUAACCCCCACCUGUGGGUGGACGCCCAGAGCACCUGUGAGCGGGAGUGCCUGGCGGACCAGGACUGCGCGGCCCCCGAGCGGUGCUGCCCCAACGUGUGCGGCCUGCGGAGCUGCGUGGCGGCACGCUUUGCCCCCGGGGGCACCACUGCACCAGUUGCUGCCACGUGCGAGGGCUUCGUGUGCCUGCAGCAGGGCUCCGACUGCGACAUCUGGGACGGGCAGCCCGUGUGCCGCUGCCGCGAGCGCUGUGGGAAAGAGCCCAGUUUCACGUGCGCCUCCGACGGUCUCACGUACUACAACCCCUGCUACCUGGACGCCGAGGCCUGCCUGCGGGGCCUGCGCCUGCGCGUUGUGCCCUGCAAGUCGGUGCUGGGUUGGCCCUCCAGCAGCCCGGGGCCCCCCGAGACCCCCGAGACAACAGCGCGCCCGACGCCCGGGACCGCGCCCGACGCGCCCGAGCCACCCGCUCUCUACAGCAGCCCGUCGCCACAGGCGGUGGCCGUCGGGGGCACGGCCAGCCUGCACUGCGACGUCAGCGGGCGCCCAUCCCCCGCCAUCACCUGGGAGAGGCAGAGCGAGCAGCAGGAGAACCUGAUUCUGCGACCUGACCAGAUGUACGGCAACGUGGUGGUCACCAGCAUCGGUCAGCUGGUGCUGUACAACGCGCGGCCCGAGGACGCCGGCCUCUACACCUGCACCGCCCGCAACGCCGCCGGCCUGCUGCGCGCCGACUUCCCGCUCUCGGUGGUGCAGCGGGGUGAGGGCGACGCCUGCGUGCUGCCUGCAGUGCGGGGCCCGUGUCCGGGCCGCGAGCCGCGCUGGGCCUACAGCCCGCUGCUGCGCCAGUGCCACCCGUUCGUCUACGGCGGCUGCGAGGGCAACAGCAACAACUUCGAGAGCCGCGAGGCCUGCGAGGGCGCGUGUCCUGUGCCGCGCACGCCGCCCUGCCGUACGUGUCGCCUUCGGAGCCGGCUGGCGCUAAGCCUGUGCCGCAGUGACUUCGCCAUCGUGGGGAGGCUCACCGAGGUGCUCCAAGAGCCCGAGGCCGCCGGGGGUGGCGGCAUCGCCCGCGUGGCCCUGGACGACGUGCUCAAGGACGACAAGAUGGGCCUGCAGUUCUUCGGCACCAAAUAUCUGGAGGUGACGCUGCUGGGCGUGGACUGGGCCUGCCCAUGCCCCAACGUGACGGCUGGCGACGGGCCGCUGGUCAUUAUGGGCGAGGUGCGUGAUGGCGUGGCUGUGCUGGACGCCGGCAGCUACGUGCGCGCUGCCAGUGAGAAGCGUGUCAAGAAGAUCGCGGAGCUGAUGGAGAAGAAGGCCUGCGAGCUGCUCAACCGCUUCCAGGACUAG